This is a messenger RNA of Ruditapes philippinarum (Manila clam), 1432 nucleotides long. RefSeq lists its product as uncharacterized. NCBI's taxonomy places the organism in Eukaryota, Metazoa, Mollusca, Bivalvia, Venerida, Veneridae. Bases 401 to 1432 code for a protein of 343 amino acids. The record is from RefSeq and is a predicted model, not a curated record. The transcript is spliced from 2 exons.
UACUGAAAUAGUAAAUAAGCAAUCAAUGUAACAAUUAAACAAGAUACAAUGUGUUAAGGUAGUAGUAAGGUUGUUUUUCUAGAUAAAUAAAGUAUCUUCGUAUAUAAAAACAAAUUGAAUAAGUAAAUUCAAAUCUAACGGGACAAACUGAAAUCAAUACACCGUUGAGAAGUAACUUUUACAACUUUUACUAUCAAUGUCCUUGGCGCACGGGAAACACGAUUUUUCAUUCAUAGAUUAUCUAAAGUAGGCGUGGCAAAAACUGAAGAUCUUUCGGCGUAACCAAGAAUCGAAGUACAAAUCAAAAGAGCUCGCGUUCUCGCCAGAGUGAAAAAUAACAAAUGGAUUUAUUGUUCAUUUUGAAAUAAGUGGAUGGGUUUGCAUCGCGACGAUUCAGGUAAUGGCAGCUUUAAAUAUGUCUAUAAAGCACACGUUUGAUGCGUUGGACAAUUGUGGAUAUUCACGACUGUCUGCCGACAAACGGAUACAAAUUAUGGAAAAUGGUGGCAAAAUGGCAAGUUUGUUCUACAGGGAGAAAGCAAAUGAAGAUAUUGAUUUAGUCAUUGCUGGAAGUCGUGGAGAAGGUAUAGGAUUUUACUUUGAUUGCGAUUUAGACAGACUUUUUAUACAGCGUUCAGUAAUGUGUUACGCAGCAUUUCCGAGUGCCUCAACCCAAGUUCGAUAUGCUGCUGAAUUUUGGCUUGAUUUUGAAAAUACGCCGAGCGGCUAUUGUAGAUUAAAACUAAUAUCAAAACAACCACAAACAACUCCAGAAGCUAAAAACUUUGCAUUUGUACAAAACAUGGAAACUGCCAUACAAAUAGAAAAUGGAGAAACGUUUCUUCGCAACGAUAAAAUAUUAACAUCGGCUAUGCAACAUCUGGAUAGGACUGGGUGGUUAGCUCGAAUGUGCGUUUACGAUGUUGACGUAGGGCCUUCAAAACCAUACGAAGUCCGAAUUCCUUUCUCAAAAUAUGCCUUCAAAAUUGACGACGUGCUUGGUUUUAAAUGUGUAUUCCCGACGAUAAUUCAAGAGUGGUGCGAUCGAAUAAGAGAGCAUGAUUGGCCGAGUCCAGGAAUUGUGGAACAAGUAAAAUGGGUAGAUGUUCUCGUUGUACCUGCUGGAGAAACAGGAGAUGAAGUUUUACAAUGGAGGAUUAGUUUAGUUCUCGCAGAGCUUGUUCUUGCUCGUUCAUUUAAUGAUGUUCCAGGCUUAAAGUUUAUGGCUGCUCUCAAAAUGCGUGUAAGAACGUGUUUAAGAAAUCCUGCGAUAACAUUGUCAUCAUAUAUGAUCAAAAAUGUUGUCUUCUGGAUGUCAGAAAAAACACAAAACUGUGAGUUUGCGCAAGGUAAACUUUUAGAUCGGAUAACAGACGGACUCAUAUUUUUGAGAAAAUGUGUUUUGAUGAAGGACAGCUUCCGAACUACAUGA